CACACAAGAUUCUGUAUCCAUCAGAAGCAAGAUGAAGUGGACAGUUGUUCUUUGCGCUUUGAUCACUCUUUCCGAGUGCAUCCACAAGAUUCCUUUGUAUAAGGGGAAAUCUGCCAGGGAAACUCUGGAAGAACAAGGUUUGCUGAAAGAAUACUUGAAGACCCACCCAUACAACCCAACUAUCAAAUUCAACCCAGUCUUGGCCCAGACCUCAGAUGAGCCCCUCACAAAUGACAUGGAUCUGUCCUAUUAUGGGGUCAUCUCCAUUGGAACCCCACCCCAGUCCUUCAAGGUCAUCUUUGAUACUGGAUCUGCCAACCUCUGGGUGCCCUCUGUCUAUUGCAACAGCUACGCCUGCAACAACCACAAUAAGUUCAACCCAAGCCAGUCUUCCACCUACCGUUCUACCUCCCAGACCGUCUCCAUCCAGUACGGCACUGGAGCCAUGACUGGUAUCCUGGGAUACGACACUGUGACUGUUGGCAGUAUUGUUGACAAUAACCAGAUCUUUGGCCUGAGCGAGACUGAGCCUGGUAGCUUCCUCUACUAUGUUGUAUUUGAUGGAAUCCUUGGGCUCGCCUACCCCUCCAUCUCCUCCUCUGGAGCCACCCCAGUGUUUGACAACAUGAUGAACCAGGGGCUGGUGUCUCAGGAUCUCUUCUCUUUCUACCUGAGCCGCGAUGGCCAGACUGGCAGUGUGGUGACUUUUGGUGGCAUUGAUCCAUCCUACUACACUGGACAAAUCUACUGGGUCCCUGUCACUUCUCAGACCUACUGGGAGAUCACUAUGGACAAAGUUACUGUUAAUGGCCAAACCGUUGCCUGUUCUGGUGGCUGCAGAGGUAUUAUUGACACUGGCACCUCUCUGGUUGUCGGCCCUACCAACGACAUCAACAACAUUAAGGCCUGGGUGGGUGCCACAACCAACCAAAAUGGACAGUCCACUGUGAACUGCAACAGUAUUGGCAGCCUGCCUGUGGUCACCUUCACCAUCAAUGGAAUUGACUUCCCUCUGCCUUCCUCUGCCUACGUUUCCCAGAGAAGCUCUGGCUGCUCUACUGGCUUCAGUGGAAGCAAUGACCAGCUCUGGAUCCUGGGAGAUGUCUUCAUCAGGGAGUACUACGCCAUCUUCGACAGGAGCAACAACAUGAUUGGGCUGGCCCAGGCUGUUUAAACUAAACAGCUACCAGCUAUUUUCAAGUGAUAUUCUGCUGUCAUCACUCUCCCUAAAGUAUGGAUUUGUAAAAAAAAAUAAAGCAGUAUUGUA
Messenger RNA from Polyodon spathula (Mississippi paddlefish), 1267 nucleotides. RefSeq names its product pepsin A-like. Gene Ontology annotation, biological process: proteolysis. Bases 32 to 1174 code for a protein of 380 amino acids. The record is from RefSeq and is a predicted model, not a curated record. Gene Ontology annotation, molecular function: aspartic-type endopeptidase activity. The transcript is spliced from 9 exons. Lineage: Eukaryota; Metazoa; Chordata; Actinopteri; Acipenseriformes; Polyodontidae.